AUGGGAACCGCGAUUCUUGUUCGAUCCGACAAUUCAUCUUCCAUUGUCAAAUCCCACCGAAACCCUAACCAUGUUUCCCGGAAAAAGAAAACUCCGACGGGCGGUCGAAACCCUAAUCGUCUCCGUUCAAGCGGCGAUCGAAACUGCACGGUUAUGAAACACCCGGGAUCAAAUAAUCUUGUGAUGGGUCAGGUUAAGAUUCUCAAAAGAGGCGAGAAGCUGAAUCUCAAUAACAUUACAACGAAGACUGACGAAUGUUACGAUUUGGACUUAGGAUCAACGGAUCGUCUUGGUCCGGAUCCUCUGACGGUCAAGAAGCAGGUUUGUCUUCAUGAUUUCACUCAGGGACUCUAUGCAGGUCCGACUUCCGUUUUGUCACCGCCGCCGAGUUUUCUACCUGUUCCCAAAUUUCUCUAUUUAGCUACUUAA
This is a messenger RNA of Trifolium pratense (red clover), 429 nucleotides long. RefSeq lists its product as uncharacterized. The coding region runs from base 1 to 429 and encodes 142 amino acids. The record is from RefSeq and is a predicted model, not a curated record. The transcript has a single exon. Lineage: Eukaryota; Viridiplantae; Streptophyta; Magnoliopsida; Fabales; Fabaceae.